AUGGUAAAGGAGAAGAAAGCGGGGGUAUCGAAAGAUACCUCUGCCAAUACAUCAGGCGAUGUUACGGUGGUGCCUGUAACAGUACCACAAGCAACAGCAACAACAUCUGACCAGGCGACAUCAGCAACAACAAACCAAAAGAGGAGGCUAAAGAAGCAUAGCCCAAAUAAAGUGGAGAGAGCCAACCCCGCUAAGCGGCGGGACAUGCGAAAAGACAUGGACCGGGGUAAGGGAGGAGUUACCACCGAGAGUGAGUUCUCAGACUACGCCGAGUCUGAGAAAACAGAGUACAUGUCCGAAGGUGGAGAGGGGCUCUUCAGGUCUUCGAAUAAGGAUUUAAUCCUAUCAGAGCCAGUCCCGCAGACAAACAAGGCUUUGGAGGUAGCGGCGGACCUCCAAGAUGAAAGAGAACUGGUGCAGGCCCUACAAGACAAACAGGCAGCCAUCAGCCAGUUCGAGCAAAGCCUAAAUAAGCUCAAGGAGGAAAUAGAGCCCCUCCUCAGUCAGCUAAAGCUGAAACAAGAGGCGCGCCGAAAGCAAGAGGCAGCCCAAAAACAAAAGCAGCAAAAACAACAGCAACAACAACUACAGCAGCAAAAACAGCCACAAGCCAAGCCCGCUCCCAAAAACACAGGAGCGGAGCAAAAUAAAAAGAGGACAUCUGAAGUGACAGGCCCUAUGUCCGAGGGCCCAUCGACUUCGGCUAAGGCCAAACAACUGCAGCAGAAGCAGCAGGAGAUUGGUGCAAUUAUGUCAAUUAUGUGUGAGGGUUUUUGUAGUUCGGCUGGUAUUAUGCCUUCAGUUUUAAAUGGUUCGAAGAUGUUGGGAGCCAAUUGUAGCUUGUCGCUUGACAAGUAUCCCGUAUACCCAGGCUAUCAAAGCUCAUUAUCUUAG
Molecule: messenger RNA, 894 nt
Organism: Eupeodes corollae
Lineage: Eukaryota; Metazoa; Arthropoda; Insecta; Diptera; Syrphidae
Exons: 2
Coding region: 1-894 (297 amino acids)
Source: RefSeq, a predicted model, not a curated record